AUGCUGUCUCUGUUUGCAAUAGGGCAGAAUAAGUACUAUUCACUGUAUAUAUCUAACAGUAAUAUACAUAACAAUGUCAGGAAGGCUUAUUGUGAUGCCAUCAGUCUUGUCAGAUUCCUGGCUAUCCCAAAAAGUAAGUGGCAAUUUGAGUUAUGUUUCUCAGGUAAUAGUACUGCUCACAUAGUACACCAUGCUAGAUGCACUAGCGGAUUGAGGAUACAGUGUGGAUGCAACCUUCUACAAAUUUUGAAGUCAGCUCCAUCAGAGAAAAGCUCCAUAUUGAAUUAA
Molecule: messenger RNA, 288 nt
Organism: Heterobasidion irregulare TC 32-1
Lineage: Eukaryota; Fungi; Basidiomycota; Agaricomycetes; Russulales; Bondarzewiaceae
Exons: 1
Coding region: 1-288 (95 amino acids)
Source: RefSeq, a predicted model, not a curated record